CCGGCACACACAGUAAGCACAGCACUAGGCUACACCAUUAUGUCCCCCACACAGAAACUCACGCGGUCUCUGCGCCUGAUUCUUCCGCUGCUCCUGCCUUGGGGAAAGGGGCAUCUGUGUGUCGCAGUUCAUCCGUUGCUCGUGUUCCUUAUCGAUGGCUUCCGAUAUGACUACAUGGAUGACUUGCACACGCUGCCCGGAUUUCGAGAGCUUGUGGGCAAUGGGGUGAAGGUGGACUACAUGACGCCAGACUUCCCCAGUUUAUCAUACCCCAAUUACUAUUCGUUAAUGACAGGCCGUCACUGUGAUGUUCAUCAAAUGACUGGAAACUACAUGUGGGAUGCAGCCUCAAAGAAGGAGUUUCUGAUUGGGACCAAUUCCGACAGCCGGCUGCCACUUUGGUGGGAUGGAUCAGAGCCAUUAUGGGUCACCCUGCAGAAGCUUGGAAAGAAUGUUUUCAUGUACUACUGGCCUGGUGAGCAUAUGCAUAGUCAAUCUGCACAUUCAAAUCUGUCUGCCUAGCUAUCUAUCUGUACACCAAGGCAAGAUGACUCACUAUCAGAGAGAUAUACUUAACACCUUUCGUC
This is a messenger RNA of Paralichthys olivaceus (Japanese flounder), 587 nucleotides long. NCBI's taxonomy places the organism in Eukaryota, Metazoa, Chordata, Actinopteri, Pleuronectiformes, Paralichthyidae. The record is from RefSeq and is a predicted model, not a curated record.